AGGACGCGGGCCAAGAACUUGGUUCACGUGCAAUGGGCCGCUCUUGGGCUCCAUGUUGGGUGCUUUGUUGACCCCAGCGCCCGCCUGUCCCUGGCAUGGGAGCUCCAGCGGCGGACUAGCCAAAACGGGACACACUCGCAGCGAUAACUGCCCCCAGCCCCAGCCCCGGCCUUGGGGAACCUCCGCAUUCCAUUUGCUCACCAAGGAGGCUGAUCACAACUGCGUAUCCUCCACCGCACGUCGGGGGAAGGCGCAACACUGCGCGGCCAACUUUUGGCAAAAACUGGGAGAUUUUGCGCCUCGGUCAGGGAACAAAAAGGACGACGUACCCUUAGCCGAGGCUCAACAAAUCGUCUGCCUCGUCGUCACACGGUUCCGUACGGUGGUACGUCGAGCAACCUGCAGGCAGGAGCGACAUCUUUUGGCGGCUGAGCCCGGACCGAACGAUACCGGCCGAAGGUGACGCGCGCACGCGACUGCCCGGGAUAUACCAUAUCCCCUUAUCCGAUUGCACCAACUCCAUACCUACAUACAGGUGCCUAUCGUAAAUUCCAGCCCCGAUGGAUAAAAUAGCACCCGCGGUCGUGCUGUCGGCGCUGUCGGCCAUCCCGUCGGCCAUCGUCGCCAUCGCCGGCAUCGUGGUCAGCCUCGCCGGCGCCGCCUACGCCCUGACGGUUACGGUUUUGGGCUAUGCUCUCACCGCCGCGGGCGCCAUGAUCACGCUCGCCGUCUACCCCGUCUCCCUGGCCUGGCGCGUUUUGUUCCUCGUGCUGUCACCCGUCAUCUACACUGUCGCCUAUGCGCUGGCGCCGGUUUGGUUUCUCGUCGGGCUGGCGCCCAAGCUGCAGCCUCUUUAUAUAUACUUUGGCUCAGCAGCCUUCGUUGGCAUCAUCACCGGCGUUGUCGUCAAGAUCAUUUCCGACUUGUCCGUCUCGGUGCUGAGACUGGACAAGGAAGAGCCCGCCGCCGACAGCGCGUCGCAGCUGGCGCGCCGCGGGAGCACCGCCAGCACCGCCACCUCGUCGGCUGCCGCUCAGCAGCAGGCGGCCCCGCCGUCGUCAUCCGCCGCCAUCGCGGGCAAGAAGCGCGGGGAACGCGAGGAUGACUACUUUGCUAGCCUCGGCCUCCCCGAGAUCGACUGGCAGGUCAUUGAUCGUAUCGAGAGUAGAGGUCCUCACAGCGAGCACAUGCGGAGGAUGCCGUUGCUGCAGUCAAUUAUAUUGGAGGAAGAGGAAGAUGACUCUUCCAAUGGCGGCUAUUGACGAAAAAAGGAGCCCGCGCAGGGACUUGCACACCCGCCGCGCCGGCCUGGGAACCUGGUCUAUGUGAUAAUACUAUAAUACAGAGCAUGAAGAACUGCUCUCCUUCGAGUGUCGACCGCUCUCUCCGCCGCCUUCAAGUUGCCUUUGAGGAUCGCUGUCAAUGCCGUGUAAU
This is a messenger RNA of Gaeumannomyces tritici R3-111a-1, 1434 nucleotides long. RefSeq lists its product as hypothetical. The transcript is spliced from 2 exons. Bases 561 to 1262 code for a protein of 233 amino acids. Lineage: Eukaryota; Fungi; Ascomycota; Sordariomycetes; Magnaporthales; Magnaporthaceae. The record is from RefSeq and is a predicted model, not a curated record.